GAAAAAGAAUCCAAAAAUAACAGAAACAAGAAACGGUGUUUUAAAUUACACCAAGUUGAAACAGGCAACGUGCUAGCUAAAUCUUUGAAAUUGUAUAUAAUGAACAUUAAAGCUCAUAAUGAAGCACUUGGAUUUGGUUGGAAUAAUCGUGAUUUUGAUGCUAUUAUAAAAGAAGUUUGGAACAAAAUAG
Racocetra persica is the source of this 190-nucleotide messenger RNA. The record is from the annotation of a GenBank genome assembly. Lineage: Eukaryota; Fungi; Glomeromycota; Glomeromycetes; Diversisporales; Gigasporaceae.